AUGAUGGCCACCAGCUACCAAGACCCGCCGCCCGAGGACACGGUGGCCCUGCUGCAUCAGGCCAGCAAGGAGCCCGGCAGCGAGGCGGGGGCCAAAGGGGAGCUGAGCCCGGCCUCCAGCAAGACGCCCUCGGCAGGGGCCGCGGCGGCGGCGGCGGCGGAGAAGGGCGACCCCUCUCAGAAGCCGCCCUACUCGUACGUGGCGCUGAUCGCCAUGGCCAUCCGCGAGAGCGCCGAGAAGCGGCUGACGCUGUCGGGCAUCUACCAGUACAUCAUCAGCAAGUUCCCCUUCUACGAGAAGAACAAGAAGGGCUGGCAGAACAGCAUCCGCCACAACCUGAGCCUCAACGAGUGCUUCAUCAAAGUGCCGCGAGAGGGCGGCGGCGAGCGCAAAGGCAACUACUGGACCCUCGACCCGGCCUGCGAGGACAUGUUCGAGAAGGGCAACUACCGCCGCCGGCGCCGCAUGAAGAGGCCCUUCCGCCCGCCCGCCGGCCACUUCCAGCCCGGCAAGAGCCUCUUCGGCGCGGCGGCCGAGGCGGCGGGCUACGGCUACCUCGCGGCGCCGCCCGCCAAGUACCUGCAGGCGCCCUUCCUCAACGCCGCCGCCUGGUCCCUGGCGCAGCCCGCGCCACCCCCGCCGCCGCCCCAGGCGCCCUCGGCCGGCGCGUACGCGGCCUGUCAGAUGGCGGCCGUGGACGGGGGAGGCGGCGGCGGCGGGGGCGGCGGCGGCGCGGGAGGCGCGGGCAGCGGCGCGGCCACGGGCGCGCUCAGCCCGGUCAGCGGCGUCAAGGGCGUGGGACUCUCGGCCGGGCCCGGCGCCGCCGCCGCCGCCUACGGCCCUUACUCGCGCUUGCCCGCCAUGGUGAACUCGUACAACGGCAUGGGCCACCACCACCCGCACGCCCACCACCCGCACGCCCACCACCACCACCCGCACGCCCACCAUCACCACCACCACCACCACCACGCGGCCCAGCAGCUGGGCGCCGCCGCGGUGGCCGCCGCAGCCGCCGCCGCCGCCGCCGCCUCGGCCGGCAGCCCCUCGCCGCAAGCGGCGCCCAACGGAGCCGCCGGCCUGCAGUUCGCCUGCGCGCGCCAGCCGCCCGAGCUGGCCAUGAUGCACUGCUCCUAUUGGGACCACGACAGCAAACACAGCGCCUUGCACUCCAGGAUAGACAUCUGA
Molecule: messenger RNA, 1185 nt
Organism: Elgaria multicarinata webbii
Lineage: Eukaryota; Metazoa; Chordata; Lepidosauria; Squamata; Anguidae
Gene: FOXL2
Product: forkhead box L2
Exons: 1
Coding region: 1-1185 (394 amino acids)
Biological process (GO): regulation of transcription by RNA polymerase II; anatomical structure morphogenesis; cell differentiation
Molecular function (GO): DNA-binding transcription factor activity, RNA polymerase II-specific; RNA polymerase II cis-regulatory region sequence-specific DNA binding
Source: RefSeq, a predicted model, not a curated record